Messenger RNA from Dalotia coriaria, 1253 nucleotides. RefSeq lists its product as uncharacterized. The transcript is spliced from 3 exons. Bases 308 to 634 code for a protein of 108 amino acids. The record is from RefSeq and is a predicted model, not a curated record. NCBI's taxonomy places the organism in Eukaryota, Metazoa, Arthropoda, Insecta, Coleoptera, Staphylinidae.
UUAAGUUGAGUCAAGUCACCUUACACACACCUCACAGGCGUCAUACAAUACACACCACACAGUGAUCUAAUCUUCAUCUAUUUUAGUUUUAUUCUAUUCUGCGCAGUGCGCACACACUGUUGACUUAAGUCAGUUUACUCGUACUUAAGUCAUAUUACUUAUUUUGGUAUUGACGCCAACGUGAACCGAUUGAUAUUGAUACACCUGUUCAAUCUAAAAUUUAAUAAAAGUGAUUUUUAUUGUAAAAGUAAAAAUUGUUUGUGUUUUAAGAGUGAAUUUGUGUUGUUUUUUGUUAUUGUUAUUAAAAAUGAUGUUGAAAGUGAUUUUGUGCGCACUUUGUGCGAUAUCCUUGAGGAAUUCUAAUGUUUUUGUUGAAGCUGUGCCAACAGAGUAUAAGAUGAAUGAACAUAAAAUCUACGAAGCUGAAUUGGUUGCAGUUUCUUCAACAGUUAUUCCUUUACCGAUCUAUGAAGUCCACUCAAACCUUAAAUUCCCAGGAAGAGAUAAAGAUAACAAAGAAGACAAAGAAAUGAAACCUGUUGGACCAUUAUCUCUUAUCACAUCAAGUAAUAAAAAAGCACAUUAUCAAAAAUUCAAAUCCGACGAUGUAUCAACAGUAAAAAAAUUACCAUAAACAAUAAUAAAACAAAAUUUAAUCAAUUUUUAACUAAUUUAUAAAAAUAAAACCAAAUCAAUUAAAAUUUAAAUUAAUUACAAUUAAACACAUAAAAAAUACAAAAAAAUAUUAAAUAAAACAGUAUUCAAUAUUUAUCUAGAUGAUUACACCUUCAAAGGACGAAAAACAGGACAAGAAGCGUAAAUGAAUAAUUAAUUGUCCACGUUGCUUACUCAAGUUAAUAACGCUGUUAAUUACUGAAAACAUUCCCUUUGUUCCGGCCAGGAUACACCAGAAUACUUCUCUCCCCAAAACUCCUCCCAGGAUCCUCCAGGACUUGUCAGGAUGCUCGAAAACAAACAAAAAUUGUUGGCGACGAGUAUGAUGCGAUAAUACACGUUUUCAAUUCGAAUGAUCCUCAUGAUCCUUGAUAAACUUGUGCAUUGAACAAGGAGCCAGGAUGGCCUAAGACAGCAGCAGCAGCUAAUGAAUAAUGUAGAUUAAUUUAACAGCAUGAUAAAUAAUUGAUGCGCGCGCUUCGGAAGCGCGCACAACUUUGCGCAAUAAUUAAUUCGUCAGCGUUUGUUAUUAAAUUAAAUAAUAAUGUACGUGAAAUAAAAGGAUGUUUACUAAUGCC